AUGCUCGCCCCCGUACCGGAUCUGGCGGACUAUGGCAUCUCGCCCGAUCAUGGCUUCCUUCCGAGCGAGUUGCCCCUCACAGCGUUACCAGACCCUUAUUACACCAGAUGGGAGGCAAUAGCGUCAAAUCUGCAGGGUCUGCUGUUGAGCAAGAGGAUCAGAGAGACUGUUGACCGCUUACCAACAUUGUCGACCUCGUACCUUCAGUCAGAGGGCGAGUGGCGGCGGGCUUAUGUAGUGCUGGUGUUUACCCUCCAUGCCUAUGUUUGGGGGGGUCAUAGACCGGAGGAGAGAAUCCCUCCCCAACUGACCAUCCCCCUAUUGGAAGUCUGCGACCACCUGGAACUCCCUCCGGUAGCCACCUAUGCCGGCGUGUACCUGAACAACCUGACGUCGGUUAACACCUUCACCGGAUCGCUGGAUGAACAAUGGUUCUACCUGGUUUCCGUGGCUAUCGAGUCUCGUGGAGGGCCAACACUGCCACUGAUGCUGCGGGCCAUCUCAGCCGCACGCAAGGGCCAGAGUGGCAUCGUGACCGAGUGUCUGCAUGAAAUGGCAGAGCGGUUGGAUGAUAUCGGUGCUUUGCUUGAACGGAUGUACGAGAACUGUGACCCCUACGUCUUCUAUAACCGGAUCCGUCCCUAUCUCGCGGGCAGCAAGAACAUGGCGGAGGCUGGCCUCCCUGAUGGUCUGCUGUACGAUGACGGCAAAGCUCCGAAGUAUGGUCAAUAUGGCGGAGGUAGCAACGCACAGAGCUCGCUGAUUCAAUUCUUCGACAUUGUCCUCGGGGUGGAACAUCGACCCACGGGGGAGAAGCCCCAGACCCCCGAGACCAAUAAAGAGGGGGUUGCCGGCAGACCGCGACACGGCUUCAUCCAAGAGAUGCGGUCCUACAUGCCCGGACCUCACCGUCGUUUCCUGGAGCACGUCAACGCUGUUGCCAACAUUCGUGAAUUCGUCGAGGCACGACGGUCAGACAAGGCAUUAUGCAUCGCUUACGAUGCUUGUCUGUACAUGCUGCGGACCAUGCGCGACAAGCACAUUCAGAUGGUCUCGCGAUACAUCAUCAUCCAAUCCAAGGGCGCACGGGAGCAAACCCAGCCAGCAGCACGAAGCAGUGCAAAGCCCCAAAACCUCGCCUCAACUCGCCCAGUCGAUAAAAAGAAGCUUCGAGGAACAGGUGGAACGGCUCUUAUUCCGUUCCUGAAGCAAGCGCGGGAUGAGACUGGUGAGCCGGCCAUUGACGCAUGGGCGCGACGCUUGCUGGGAGAUGCACCUGUGCCAUCUGGUUUCGCAGCAUUGAGCAAGAUCGGAGAGAAUUCGGAUGGACAUAUUGAGGUGGUAGGAUUAUCGGGGACGUGGGCAGCUGAUGAGAAAAAGAAUACAAUCACAAUGGCCGACAACAACUCUUCCACCCUCAAGUCCUACGUCGACUCUGCCACCGGCCUCGCCCAGCGCGCUGUUGGUACAGUUACCGGUAGCUCUACUACUCAGGUUGAAGGUCAAACCACCCAAGACCAGUCCAAGUCUGAACACGCCGCCAGCCACGACACCGCCAAACUCGGCCACGUAACCGCCGACCCCCAAACUGGCGCCACAGCCCAAGACAACCCCUCCCGCAACACAGGCUCCUGGGAUCAAACCGUCGGUUCUGCCAAGGAGUCCGUGGGCAACUUCAUCGGCAACGAGAACAUCCGCCGCCAAGGCGUCGAGCAGAAUGCUGCUGGUAAAGAGGCUGAGGCAAAAGGGCAGUUGAAGGAUCUUGGUGAGGGCGUGGGUGAUCGCGCGCAGGGGAAGUUGGGUGGUAUUGGGGCUGCUGUUGUGGGGGAUAGGGAGGAGGAGGAGAAGUGGAGGCAGAUUCAUGAUGAGGGAAAGGUUAGGCAGAGGGGGGCGGAGGAGGAUAUUGAUAAGAAGGGGGGUGCUUAG
Molecule: messenger RNA, 1926 nt
Organism: Aspergillus ruber CBS 135680
Lineage: Eukaryota; Fungi; Ascomycota; Eurotiomycetes; Eurotiales; Aspergillaceae
Product: IDO-domain-containing protein
Exons: 5
Coding region: 1-1926 (641 amino acids)
Biological process (GO): 'de novo' NAD+ biosynthetic process from L-tryptophan
Cellular component (GO): cytoplasm
Molecular function (GO): indoleamine 2,3-dioxygenase activity; metal ion binding; heme binding
Source: RefSeq, a predicted model, not a curated record